CUCAUGAAAAUCGGAAGAAUCCCAUAAAACAAAACUAACUGAGCAAAAAAAAUCAGCAAGCACAAAAACACAUACCGUACUUCGWAAUUAAUAUCGUUGCACAACGACGAAUGGGAUCUACUUGCAGCAAAAUCAACACAGCGACAACCAAUCAACAACCAAAAAUUAUCACCAGCGAGAAUAACAAAAACAUGGCCCCAAUAGCAUCCACUCUGGCACUCGGCGCAGGGUGAGUAAAUCCGAAUCGWCCUGUCGAAGUCGAUUAAAGUCAAUUCGUCCAUGCUGYGCUCUCUUUUCUUUAACGACAACAUCCGUCCACCUUGUUUGACGUUGUGCGAAGCUCACYGCGACUUUGUUUUGCAUCUUUUCCUUUGCAUCGUCGCCAACUAUCAUUCUUUCUUUCGAACACAGCUGUUACUGGGGAACGGAGAAAUACAUUGUCAAGGACUUUCAAAAGAGACACCCGGGCUGCAUCGCCAAUGCCUCGGUUGGGUUUAUGAAUCCCAACCCAAAAGGGAWGAAAAACCCCACSUACCGACAGGUUUGCUCCGGCUCCACGGGCCAYGUGGAGGUCCUGAACAUCGAAUUGUCCGAAAGCGCCUCGGCAACACCGGAGAUCUUUGAGGAACUGAUGAAAUUCUUUUACAUGUUUCACGAUCCAACCACGCUGAACCAGCAGGGGAACGACCGUGGGACGCAGUACGGGAGCGUCGUCUUUGUCUCCUCCGAGGACCAGAAGGAAAUUGCAGAGCGAGUGAAGCGAGAACUCCAGUCGCACGUCGAUAACCGAACCAUCAAAACGUACCAACGCAAGAAGAUAGAAACGGCCAUUGUCGAUUAUACGACCUUUUACGAGGCGCAUGCCGAGCACCAAGAAUAUCUGGAAAAGAAUCCGUCGGGCUAUUGCAACCACAGGUAUCGUUUCAAAGAUUGGCCCAAGGCGGAAYUGUAAUUUGAAUUUCUGUGCAACCGUGCCAACAACCUCGUCGCAGAAAACAAUAGAAGAACAAASAAAGAAACAAACAAUCGACAACAUCCAACGCAUUAUGAGGCAUAUCGAGUAGGAUAUUUCAUAGUCCGAAGAAUGCAAUGGUCGGCARUCGUUUCUAGAGAAGGUCUCCCGGAAGGACUAAACUGUAGAUUGUGGAGCGCCCACCUGUCUUGCCCUGGCAUUCKAGUUUAAAAUAGAGAAAUGUUUCAAUG
Molecule: messenger RNA, 1203 nt
Organism: Pseudo-nitzschia multistriata
Lineage: Eukaryota; Bacillariophyta; Bacillariophyceae; Bacillariales; Bacillariaceae
Source: the annotation of a GenBank genome assembly